Molecule: messenger RNA, 2002 nt
Organism: Cyanistes caeruleus (blue tit)
Lineage: Eukaryota; Metazoa; Chordata; Aves; Passeriformes; Paridae
Source: RefSeq, a predicted model, not a curated record
CCCCGGAUUGGGGGGUCCGGGUUCCCCCAAAACCUUGGGAAAAAGGGAUUUGGGAUUUGGCAGGAUCAUCCAUACUGGGCCAUCCUGGGCUGUUCCAGGCCAUACUGGGCCAUACUGGGCCAAACUGGGGCAUUCUGGGCUGUUCUAGGCCACACUGGGCCAUCCUGGGCUGUUCUAGGCCAUCCUGGGCUAAACUGGGACAUUCUGGGCUGUUCUAAGCCAUUCUGGGCCAUACUGGGCCAAACCGGGCUAUACUGGGCCACCCUGGGCCAUUCUGGGCUGUUCUAGGCCAUACUGGGCCAUCCUGGGCUGUUCUAGGCCAUACUGGGCCAAACUGGGCCAUCCUGGGCUGUUCUGGGCCAUACUGGGCCAAACUGGGGCAUUCUGGGCUGUUCUAGGCCACACUGGGCCAUCCUGGGCUGUUCUAGGCCAUACUGGGCCAAACUGGGCCAUUCUGGGCUGUUCUAGGCCACACUGGGCCAUCCUGGGCUGUUCCAGGCCAUACUGGGCCAAACUGGGCCAUCCUGGGCCAUCCUGGGCUGUUCUAGGCCAUCCUGGGCCAUACUGGGCCAAACUGAGCCAUACUGGGCCAUACUGGGCUGUUCUGGACCAUUCUGGGCCAAACUGGGCUGUUCUAGGCCAUACUGGGCCAAACUGGGCUAUACUGGGCCAUACUGGGCCAUCCUGGGCCAGCCCCGGUGACGCUCCGGCGUGUCCCCUGGGCCAGGUGGGCGCGUCCUUUUCUCCUGAGCCAGGGCCACCCCAAGGUGACAAAAUUGAGCCCCUCAAGGUGACGGUCGAUCUCCUGAAGGUGCCCCUGGGCCUGAAGAAACCCCCCCUGAAGGAGGCCCUGGCCGCUCUCCCGGGAAAACCCAAAUCCCAAAUCCUGGAGCGCCACAAAUCCCGGCGCUCCGACGCCAUGGAUAACGAGUCGCAGUAUUCCGGCUACUCCUACAAAUCCGGCCAUUCCCGCAGCUCCCGCAAGCACAGGGAUCGGCGGGAGCGGCACCGCUCCAAGAGCCGGGAUGGGACGCGCGGGGACAAAUCCGUGACCAUCCAAGCGCCGGGAGAGCCUUUGCUGGACAACGAAUCCACGCGGGGGGACGAGAGGGACGACAACUGGGGCGAGACCACCACGGUGGUGACGGGGACGUCGGAGCACAGCAUCUCCCACGAUGACCUCACGCGCAUCACCAAGGACAUGGAGGACAGCGCCCACCUGGACUGCUCCCGCCACCUGGGCGUGGCCCUGGGCGUGGCCCUGGCGCUCCUGGCCUUCCUCACGCCCUUGGCCUUCCUCCUCCUCCCGCAGCUGCUGUGGCGGGAGGAGCUGGAGCCCUGCGGGACGCCCUGCGAGGGGCUCUUCAUCUCGGUGGCCUUCAAACUCCUCAUCCUCCUGCUGGGCAGCUGGGCCUUGUUCUUCCGCCGGCCCAAAGCCUUCUUCCCGCGCGUCUUCGUCUUCCGCGCCCUGCUGAUGGUGCUGGUCUUCCUGCUGGUCGUCUCCUACUGGCUUUUCUACGGGGUGCGCAUCUUGGAUUCCCGGGACCGCAACUACCGGGGCGUGGUGCAGUUCGCCGUCUCCUUGGUGGACGCGCUGCUCUUCGUCCACUACUUGGCCGUGGUGCUGCUGGAGCUGCGGCAGCUCCAGCCCCAGUUCACGCUCAAGGCCGUGCGCUCGGCCGACGGCGCCAGCCGCUUCUACAACGUCGGCCACCUCAGCAUCCAGCGAGCGGCCGUGUGGAUCCUGGAGAAUUACUACCACGACUUCCCCGUCUACAACCCCGCCCUCCUCAACCUCCCAAAAUCCGUCCUCUCCAAGAAAAUGUCCGGCUUUAAGGUCUAUUCCCUCGGCGAGGAGAAUUCCACCAACAAUUCCACGGGGCAGUCGCGGGCGGUGAUCGCGGCGGCGGCGCGGCGGCGCGACAACAGCCACAACGAGUUCUACUACGAGGAGGCCGAGCACGAGCGCCGGGUGCGGAAACGCCGCGCCAGAUCCUUCUAA